Messenger RNA from Strongylus vulgaris, 207 nucleotides. The record is from the annotation of a GenBank genome assembly. Lineage: Eukaryota; Metazoa; Nematoda; Chromadorea; Rhabditida; Strongylidae.
AUGCUAGCAGAACGGAGAGGUUUCGGUGAUUUCCAAAAACAAAUGACUGCUAUCAAAAAUAACAUGAGCAUAUCGUCAGCGGAAGCAGAGCAGAGAGAGUACCAAUUAAAACGUCAGUACUACACCACAUACCCAUCUGCUAGACGGUUAUUCGAUGAUGAUGAUGACGAUGUUUUUGAUGAUGAUGACGUUUUUGAUGAUGACUAA